Sinocyclocheilus rhinocerous is the source of this 2010-nucleotide messenger RNA. Its product is annotated as zona pellucida-like domain-containing protein 1. NCBI's taxonomy places the organism in Eukaryota, Metazoa, Chordata, Actinopteri, Cypriniformes, Cyprinidae. The coding region runs from base 108 to 1298 and encodes 396 amino acids. The transcript is spliced from 10 exons. The record is from RefSeq and is a predicted model, not a curated record.
GAAGAUAAAGGAUCUUUAACAGCAAGGAUAACUUCGAGAUUUUCUCUGGGGUGCUGAGACUUAUUUAACGGUCAUUUUUGGACAUUGAUGAAGAGCAGAUAGCUGACAUGGUUCUCCUCAGCCUCUUGAUUUUGGGUGCACUGGUUAAAGGCCAACUGGCUCUUACUUCUAGUGAGUGUGGGACUUCCUUCAGGCGUCCAGCGUACACCGACAUCGCAGUGUAUUGCGGGACCCAGUCUAUAAAUUUGGCCAUCCAGGUUUGCCCGAUCAUUUACACUGGAUAUAACGAGAGUCUGUUGGUUCUGAAUCAAAUCAAAAAUGAUCCGUUGUGUCGCGGAACGCUGGAUGCGACCGCGAAUCCUCCGGUCGUGCGCUUCAACUUCCCGCUGAGACAAUUAGACGCCUGCGGCAGCAUCUUCCGCACCACCAGCGCUCCAGGGACAGGGAUCUUCUCGGACUUCUCUAACAUCCAGACGGUGAACAUCAGUGGGGUGAUCAGAUCUUUUGACCCCACAAUAGGAACAGUGACUUACAACGCCGAGCUGAGUUAUUUUUACUCCUGUGCAUAUCCUCUCGAGUACCUGAUCAACAAUACACAAGUUGAUGUGUCAUCCUCCUCCAUUGCAGUGAUUGACAACAAUGGUAGCUUCAUCAGCACUUUAAGCAUGCAGCUCUUCAAAGAUAUAAACUACACAACUCCACUCGUUAUCCCUGCUCUUGGUGUUGAGCUCAGAACCAGAAUAUACGUGCAAGUCAUUGCAGCAAACUUGACUUCACAGUAUCAUGUUCUGCUGGAUCGAUGCUAUGCCUCCAUCUCAGCCUUACCCUCAAAUUCAACCUUUUUCAACCUCUUUGUCCCGUGCUCUCAGGAUCAGUUUACCACCGUGUCGGAGAACGGAAACAGUCAGAAGGCUCGCUUUAAUUUCCCGGCCUUCCGCUUUAUUGAGCAGCAGAACCAGACCAUUUCCACCUACUACCUCCACUGCAUCACCAGGCUUUGUGAAACCAGCACCUGCGCCCAGUUCAAGCAAUGCAACAGGAGGAGGAGACGGGAUAUACAGACGACGACAAUUAAAGAUGGCCUCUCAGACACCACCCUCAUCACCUCAGGACCUAUUAGGACUAAAGCAGAAAACCCUCUCACCACUAAGGAAGAAGCUGUGAGCAGCGCACAGAAGGACAGUGGUAAUGGGGCGUCUGUAGGACUGGGCAUCGCUCUGGCCGUCCUCGUCAUUGUGGGCACCGUUGCUGCCCUCAUGGCCGUGUCGUUUUACCGCAAACUCAAGAUGCUGCGUUAACUUCCCGUGAUCCCAGAGCUCUUUUUGUGUAGGACUAAUACAACAGCACUGGUGGAGGUGGGAACUGGGGAUCCAUAUUAUUAAUAUCUGACCUUUUAAAUUAAAAAGCUUUGUCGGCAUAGAAGACAACACGACUGUCAUUUGAAAUGCAAAUAUUGCAACCAAAAAAUAUUUUAAUAUAUAAUAACAUAUACUUAAGGCACAAAUGUUUAAAUGCGCAACAUUUUAUUUUAAAGUGAACAUGUACAGAGUGCAUUUGGUGUGAGAAAGAGGAUUACAAAUGGAGCAAUGCUUGUGUAUCGACAGUGGUUUUAAAAGGAUAUUUGUGCAGAUAAAACAUUUUAUCCAUUUAAAACUGCUUUGCAAUUUAUCGUAAUGGAUUUGUGCUCAAGCUGUGCCACAUUAAAGCAAGAUUUAAGGCUUUAGGAUUGACAGCGUUGAAAGAACAGGUGAAAGAAAACAUUUCAUAAAGUUAUUACAGCUGCAUGAAGCGCCUCGCUUUGAUUUAGCGAACUUUAAUCUUAUUAACGAGGAAGGAAUGUUUCAUUUUGGAAAAGGGAUUAUAAGCAUGCCUAUUUUAUUUCAGAUGCUUCAGCAUAUGCAAUAUAUUACAAAUUCAGACAGUUUUUUUGUUAAAGAUGUUUGUUUUUAUUUUUUGUGUUUGUAUUUUUAUUGCAUGCAAUGCCAUUAAUAAAGUCUUGUAGGAUUGUGA